AAGUAACCAAAAGGUAAUCGAACCUGGACCGACGUAUUAAAAAAAAGAAAACUACAAGUCCAUGAACCGUGACGGAUGUGACAUCACGUCUGGCAUAUGAGGCCGCAGAGGGGACUGGCAGUGAUGGCGGAAGUGGAUGUGUUGCUGAUGAUGGCGGAAGUGCUGGACGAGAAGAUGAAGCCAGACCCCGAGCGAAGCCGUUUUCCUCAUUGUGUUGUAUGGACCCCAAUUCCAGUCCUGACAUGGCUUUUCCCAUUCAUUGGUCACAUGGGCAUCUGUACAUCAUCUGGUGUGAUACGAGACUUUGCUGGCCCCUAUUAUGUUUCUGAGGAUUGCAUGGCUUUUGGGAAGCCAGUAAAAUAUUGGCAGUUGGAUCCUAACCUUGUACAUGCCAGUGGGCCUAACCCAUGGGAUACAGCCAUCCAUGAAGCGUCCGAAGAAUAUAAACAUCGUAUGCACAAUCUGUGCUGUGAUAACUGUCAUUCCCAUGUUGCUAUGGCGAUGAACUUAAUGAAAUAUAAUAACACAUCCUGGAAUAUGGUGAAACUCUGUAUUUACAGCCUGAUUUAUGGCAGAUAUGUCAGUGUUGGAGGCUUUCUGAAGACUUGGGUUCCAUCCCUUUUACUGGUAGGAGCAAUUCUCACAGUCAUUCUUACCUUACACCUGCGGUGAAAUUUUUCCUAAGGACUCCUAAAUCAUUGUCUACCAUCUACCCUAUGCCCUGCUGGAAUAAAGCAUAAGAUGGAAUUGAAGACUGUGUCUUCAUUUUGCAGAAUUUUUCUGCUUACACUCACUCUCCUUGAGGCAUGCAUCUUCUUUCCUUGAACAAACUGGAAAAUUACAUGGAAGUUUGUCUUAACCUCUUACAGUAUCAUCCAGAUGGGCAGGUGCUCUUACUAACUCUCAUAUAGGACCCAGACUCUCAUGUUAACUAGCCAAAUAGUUGGUGUCAAGAGCUCACUCAUAAGCACAGAACCAUACAUACAGUAUGACUGUAAAUAAAAUAUGGACUGUAAUUCCAUUGCAUUUUUUAUUUUUUUGCAUUUUCCUGUGGUUUACCUGUUUGUGUAUAUUUCCAUAUGUGAAUAAAAAUUAAAUGUUCUUUACCAGUCUGCUAUACUCUUCAACUA
This is a messenger RNA of Hyla sarda, 1130 nucleotides long. It is a transcript of the gene TMEM222, whose product is annotated as transmembrane protein 222. The transcript is spliced from 6 exons. The record is from RefSeq and is a predicted model, not a curated record. Lineage: Eukaryota; Metazoa; Chordata; Amphibia; Anura; Hylidae. The coding region runs from base 97 to 672 and encodes 191 amino acids.